Molecule: messenger RNA, 1273 nt
Organism: Cynara cardunculus var. scolymus (artichoke)
Lineage: Eukaryota; Viridiplantae; Streptophyta; Magnoliopsida; Asterales; Asteraceae
Product: protein sym-1
Exons: 8
Coding region: 22-948 (308 amino acids)
Cellular component (GO): cytoplasm; membrane
Source: RefSeq, a predicted model, not a curated record
GAGAAUUAGCGACAUAGAGAAAUGCUGGCAGGUAUGAAGUUAUCAACAACGGCGUCGAAUCCUGUAAUUUUUGGCCGGAAAUCUCCCGUCGUGUUUCACUUCUCCGGCAACCAUGUCAGACCGACUUUCCGUAGAGUUAACGUGAGUGGAUUUAAGGAGGCAGAUUCAAUUACGAACACUGGUUUUAGACGCUUUUCAUCAAUUCAAUUUAAUCGUCGCCAAAAUUUGUCUGGAGAAUUGGGGUUUUGUGGAAAGGGGUUAAGGAUAUUGGGUGAUAAUGGAUUUCGAGUUGCGUCUACCUCCAGCGGUGGUGGUUCUGGCAUAAAUGGUGGAUAUGGUGGUUCCGAUUCUGGUGGUUCUGGUGGAAGCGAUGGUGGCGGGGGUGGCAGUGGUGGCGGUGGCGGGGGCAAGAAAUGGACUUUUGUUUCAUGGUAUUUGAGUCUUCUCGAAGCAUAUCCCGUGUGGACAAAAGCGGUGACAUCGGCACUUUUGACGUUUGUUGGAGAUUUGAUAUGCCAGGUCGUGAUUGACAAAGCGCCGUCUGUGGAUCUGAAGCGGGUAUCUCUUUUCACGUUUCUAGGGCUGGUGUUGGUUGGGCCUACAUUGCACUUCUGGUACUUAUACCUGAGUAAAUUGGUGACGAUGACGGGAGCUUCCGGUGCUUUUCUCCGCCUCAUUGUUGAUCAGUUUCUAUUUGCACCUGCGUUUAUUGGAGUUUUCUUAUCGACGUUGGUAACAUUAGAAGGAAGGCCGUCCCAAGUUUUGCCGAAGCUUCAACAGGAGUGGUUGUCUUCUAUUAUUGCAAAUUGGCAGCUGUGGAUACCUUUCCAAUUUCUCAACUUCCGAUUCGUUCCCCAACAAUUUCAGGUUCUUGCGGCUAAUUUUAUCGCACUGGUGUGGAAUGUAAUUCUAUCGUAUAAAGCUCACAAGGAAGUAGUUGCGAAAUAGGUUUUAAGAGAACAUUUUGUAGAUUUCUCAUCGGGGGGGCAUGACUGACGUACUUUUACAAGGAGCGGCAUACAUGGAUCGUACAACCCUUUCAUAAAUGUAUCAAAUUUAUCGAGCUUUGUUUUUCUUAAAUUUAACGUGCGUCCAUUUUGUCUGCCUAUAGAACGUGCGUACAAGAUGCCUUGCAAGAGUUGCGUUUUUUCUUGUUGAAAUGUUCAUUUGUAAUGGUAAUUGGCAAGCACAACAACUUGCAACCAAAGUGGUGUUUUCACAACUUUUUGAUUAAUUGUAGUGUUAAUUGUAGCAUAUCUGUAUUCUUCUUUUC